AUGGAGUAUCUUCCUUCUGUACAAAUGCCCAAAUUCCCACGUGCAUGGUCGGUAAAUGUACACGACAGCGUUAUCGUCGAUGUGUCUCGCGAUUUAUUAGUGGCGGAGAGCGACCACAGAGAGCGCCACCUCGUGGGUGCUGGACACAGUGACUGCGCACGAAAGACGACCGAGAAUGAGCGGACAAGAUCUCUUAUGUUUACUCUGCAUGUACAGUAUACGAAACGUCGCGAGGAGCAGGAGCGGCGCGCGAGGCGAGGCGACACAGACCCCCGCUACGAGUACAUCUUCCAGGUGCUGGCGUCAUGCAUGGGUAUCGCCAGGCACCAGGUCAUGGACCAUGUGUUCGAGGAAAAUUUGCGUAUUCUCCAUCACCUCUCGUGCGCCGCCGCGGUGGCCGUCGGGUCGCGACGACAGCUGGAGGAGAUCACCAAGUUCCUGAGUCCGGGCGAAUACAACAACAUGGUGUGGUUCUACCAGGAGGGCGACGAGUACGAGGAGGAGAGCGAGGGGGAGGAGGUCCCUGUGCCGGAAGAGAAGAAGGAAGCGUUGAUCCUGGCGCCCCGAAGCUUGAACCCGGGACUGGCUGACCACACGAUCCCUGAAGGAGGAUUUAUAUUGUGGGACGUGGAUGCCUUCAUUUCCCGCAGCGGCGGCUCCCGUCCGCACCUGGAGCCUGGAGCCGGGCCCUCCCGCCGCACCUCCUCCAUGGCCAGCUCGGGGGACCACCAGGACUCCGGACGCAACUCCUCGGCCACGGAUCACACCGACGACGCAGAACAGGAAGCAGUACCGAGGGUGCGCAUGCGGCUGUUCGUGGGCAACCCUCGCGACACCGUCCUGACGGGCGUGUGCGUGUGCAUGACAAGGACAAACCCGCAGAGAUCAGUCACCGAGGAAAAUGUACACAGAGAGGUGAAUUUCAUGAUCGUGAAAGCCGGCCAGGACCCGGCAACACUCCUACGUUCGGUGCAGCGCCUCCUGAGCCGCAUCUUCGUGCCGGCGGUGCGAGUCAACCCGUCGGACCUGGACACCUCACCGGGCUCCGUCAGCGCCAGGGAUCACCUCCUGGCCGGCCUGCGCUCCUUCGCGUCAUGCCUGCAUGAAAGAUAUAAAGUUUAUCACAAGACAGUGCAGUUUGCCUGGUCUGGCAUGCGAUUGCUUUUAACAGUGGCGCAUGAGAAACUGUUGAAUUGUAUUUUUUACGUGUCCGAGUCAAUCAUGGAAGAGCGCGUGACCCUGGCGCCGGCGGAGGAGGGCGUGGGCGACGUGCACGGCCUGAUAGAAGCGCAGGCCGUGCUGGGGCAGCCCGACCAAGUACAGGCCAUGGAGCGAACUGUCGUCACCUGGCUCAAGCAAAUAGAGGCCGUGGUGACGGAGAUGGAGCAGCUGCGACAGGAGACGGACGACGCCGGGCCGCAGGAUGAGCUGGAGUACUGGAAGAGGCGGAUGGCCAAGUUCAAGUUCCUGUCCGAGCAGAUGGAAACAUCCAGAGUUCGCGGCGCAGUGCUGGUGCUGCAGCUGGCUAGAUCCAAGAUACUGAAGGCUUGGAAGGAGGCGGACGCUCGCGUGACCCAAAAUCUAACAGAGUCAAAAGACAAUGUGAAAUAUGUGUAUGCCAUCGAGGAAUACUGCCACCCGCUCUACCUUAACGACCCGCCGGGGAUGAUUCCGUACGUGAUGAUGCUGUUCAAUACGGUGCGGAUGAUCCACUCCAUCUCCAGGUAUUACAACACGUCGGAAAAGCUGUCGGCGCUUCUUAUCAAGAUCACAAACCAGAUGAUUCGAUCGUGUCAGGUUUACAUUUCCUGUCAAGGUCAGCUGUCCAUCUGGUCGCAGCCAAGGUCGGUCGUCAGGGAGAAGAUCCAGCAGUGCAUCAAGCUGAGCUCCACUUACAGAACGGCUUACCAGAAGACAAAGGAGAAGCUGGAGGCCAUGCCGGGUGAGCGCCCCUUCAGCUUCAGCGAGCAGUAUGUGUUCGGGAAGUUCGAGGCCUUCUGCUGCCGCCUCGCCAACAUCACGAGGCUGUUCGACGACAUGGACAAGUUCUCUGGGUUCUUUGAAGGACGAGCUGAGUCAGGAUAUCUGGACGUGCAGGUGAUGUUAAGUACAAGUAAAGAUAAAGUUUUCCGAGCUCGCUCCAUUGCCCAGAAACCCAUUCCUCCUCCACAAUCCCUGACAAUGCCCCACAGACACCUACCCAGCCGUUGUAGUUCUCCAGCCGCUCUUCACUUCACAUUCCGCCUCCCCGAUGAACUCCAAGGACAGGAUGUUACUUCCACCAUUUGUCACCAGUUGAUGCUAGUGUUUCCUUUGAGACCACGACUGCAACUAUACUGCAAUUUAAGAUCACAAGUUAGCUCCCUGUCGUGCUCUCUGAAUUCAUUCAUUGAAUAUAUCACUGGAAGUGUCACCAUGGCAAGCAAUGCCUUCGACGGAGUACUUACAUGUACUCUUCCCACACAGACUAUCAUCAGUGACGGUCAUACGGUGGUCACUUGUAAAAUGCAGGCAGCCCUUUCACGAGUCCUCAUCCCCAGGGACGUUUAUUUGCGAUACAGUUCAGCACGAGAAGGCCUGCGGGACAUCCUCAAGUCAUGGCAGGAGAUGUGCGCUGAAAUAUCCUGCAAGUCUUACGACUACCUGGACUACCGCGACCGCCACUUCGACGACGACCUGGAGGUGUUCGCGGCCAGCGUGCGGGAACUGCUGCGGCGCAUCCACAUGAUGGUCGAGAAGGAGCACGAGGAGAUCUGGGAGACGCCCAUGGCCAACAAGAUGCUGGCCAGGAUCCAGGACUGUCGUUCAAGGUUCGAGCGGAUCGGCGAAGUGGUCCCGCAGCUGGACGUGACGGGGAAGUACAAGAGGAUUCUCACCCGCUUCCAUCAGGAGCUCGAGAAGGUCACCAAGAUCUACAAUCGCCAGUGCGAGAAUCCUCCGCAGUUGCGUGGCUUGCCCCCUGUUGCAGGGAUCAUGCUGGGUGAAGAUGAAUAUGUUGACAAGAACUUAAAGGCCUCAGUUGCUCAGUCUCUACAAAGCAAAAUCCAGUGGGCUCGAAGCCUAUUUCUUCACCUAGAGGAGCCAAUGAUGUUCUUCAAGGAUCACGCAGUGCUCCUUAAAAUGCCAGAGGGCAAAGAAGCUGUUCGAAAAUACAAUCGAAUAGGGAAGACCUUGGUACAGUAUGAACUUGCCUACUACGACGCCUGGAGAAAGCAGAGUAUCAGCGACAUUCAGAAGUCCCUGCGGUGUACGCUGGUGGUGCGACGGCCGGAGAGCGAGGAGCUGUACGUGAACUGGGACCCGCGCAUCUCCACGCUCCUGCACGAGGCCACGAAAAUCCAGCAGCUCGGCUUCGAAGUGCCGUACAUGACGCAGCUGCUUCUCAACCGAGCGCCGUUGCUCCUCAAGAAACGGGACAUGGUUAAGCACCUGCUGAACGAGCAUGAGCGAGUGCUGUCCAAAGUCAGCAAGAACCUGGUCAACCUGCUGGUGCCGCACGUGACCACGCUGAAGGAGGCGCUGGACCCUCUCCUGACGACGCUCACCUGGUCGUCCAUCCAGGCGCACAGCUACUUCGAGCAGGGCUUCGCCGCCAUUCGCACCUUCGAGACUCUCAUCGACAGAGUGAACGAUAUCUUCCAACACCGAAUGGAGGGCGUACUCGGGGCCAUGACGGGGGUGCGCCUGUACGCGCUGCCCGACGUGAACCCUUGGACCCUCGAUACCUUUGUGCAUAACAACUGGCUGACCUGUUGCCAAGCCUCUCAGGAGCUUAACAGCAGGAGCCGCGUGGUGGAGGACGCUGUCCUCGAGUUGAUAGAACUCGUACUAGUGGGUGUGGAUGGCGGGGCGCCGGUCGAGCCGGGCCAGUGCCAGACGAGUUUCCUUACAGUGGACGACCUCGAUGACGGUGGAGACUUCGACGACGGGAGAUCAGUGUCAUCAGGUGGAGGGUCGUCACGACGCAGUCCGGUGCCAGUUGCUGAGGGGCACUUCGCGGCCACACUCGAACUUCCGGCAAAACCACUCACGUCUCAGGAAAAAGCAGUCCGCAAGAAAAAAGAAAUGAGGGAAAAGGUGGAGUCGGCAGCGCGAGACCUUCGGCGCAACUACCACCGCCGGGUCCUGGACGUCCUCAUCAAGUCCGUGCGCGGCGCCCUUGAGUCCAUCCGCAAGCACACCUCUGUCGUCCCUCCACUCUCCAAGCUGAAUGAAGCUAGUCACAGAAGGUCCAAUGACAGACCGGAGGACCUGGGCAUUGCGUUGGUGGAGCUCAGCGUGUCCUUGGUUUCCCCCGGCGUGCAAGUGAGUCCCAGCCUUGACCAAGUGCAGGAGGCUAUCAACAAGGUGGCUAAAAUCAUACUCUCCACUGCCAAGGGCGUUUCGCAGUGGAUUCGCUGCCGUAAGGAAGACGCUGCUCAGCCCAGGUUGGAAACAGAAGACUCUAUUGGUGGUCGAAAGUCACGUAAGAAAAUCAUUGUGUACGAGGUGCCAGCUAUGCCCAAAAACUAUUACACACAUGUCCUGGAAAGUAAAGACGUGUCGAAAGUCAUGAGUCACAUGUCCAACUCUUUCCAGUCUACUAGAAAUGAGGUUUACAACACAUUCAAUAUUUGGGAACAAUACCAUCAUCUCUGGAGGGUCGACAAAGACGCUGCAAUUAAAGAGUUUAUUUCACUCGCACCAUCUGUCCAAGACUACGACAAGACAAUGAAGAGUUACAUUGUAUUAGAAAAACAGAUUAAAGCAGAGGAAUGCCAUUAUCGGGUUGGGCCUCUUGCCCUCAACACAGAGAACCUGAAGAAGGCUCUAGCAGAGGAAGCGUCCCUCUGGGUGGAUAAGUUCGGUGAGGCGCUGAAGGUCAAUUACAUGAAGGAAAUGGAAAGACUCUUCGCUCAGCUGAACGAACUUUCCCGGCGACUGGAGCGACCGCUCAAAGACCUGGACGACAUCAAGGGUGCAAUUGACAUCCUGCGCAAGACACGCGACCUCGAACUUGACAUGGACGAUGCUAUAGAACCUAUAGAGGAAUCCUUUGGGUUACUUGUGAAAUACGAACUUGGACUGUCUCAAGAAGAGGCUGAGAAAGUGGACAACCUGCGUUUCACUUGGCAGAAGGUCCUUGCUCAAGCUGUGGAGGUGCAGAACCUGCUUUCUCGCGUACAGCCAUACUUCAGAAAUGAGCUCAUCCAUAACGUGGCGCAGUUCAAGAAGGACUGCAACAAGUUCGUGCAUGACUAUCGGACGCAGGGUCCCAUGGUGCCUGGCCUGGCGCCAGAGGACGCGUCAGAUAGGCUCAUUGUAGCACAGAAUCGCUUCGAUACUCUGUGGCGAAAGCACUCGAGCUACUCGGUGGGCGAGGAGCUCUUUCGCCUCCCGCGAUCGGAGUUCCCCGAGCUGGGGCAGAUUCGCAAGGAGCUCAACCUGCUUCAAAAGCUAUACAAAUUGUACAAUGAUGUUAUAGAUCGUGUCUCAUCUUACUAUGAAAUUCCGUGGAGUGAAGUCAACAUCGAGGAAAUUAACAACGAGCUGAUGGAAUUCCAAAACAGAUGUCGCAAACUACCUAAAGGCCUAAAGGAAUGGCCGGCCUUCAACGCCCUCAAGAAGACGAUCGACGACUUCAACGACAUGUGUCCGCUCCUAGAACUCAUGUCCAACAAGGCCAUGAAGCCCCGCCACUGGCAGCGCAUAGCGGAGGUCAUCAACAAGCCCCUCGACGUGGACAGCGAAAACUUUUGCCUCAGGAAUAUCAUGGACUCGCCUCUGCUACAGUUCAAGGAAGAUAUAGAGGACAUCUGCAUCUCGGCCGUGAAGGAGAAGGACAUUGAGGCUAAGCUGAGGAUUGUGACGAACGAGUGGGCAAGCCACGACCUGACCUUCUCCACCUUCAAGAACCGCGGCGAACUGCUGCUGCGAGGCGACACGACGGCUGAGGUCAUAACGCAGCUCGAGGACUCGCUCAUGGUGUUGGGGUCCCUCUUGUCCAACAGGUACAACGCUCCGUUCCGGAAGCAGAUCCAGAAGUGGGUGAGCGAUCUGUCUAACACCAAUGAAAUUCUGGAACGGUGGUUGUUUGUUCAGAAUCUCUGGGUUUAUCUCGAAGCUGUGUUCGUCGGCGGAGACAUCGCGAAGCAGCUUCCUAAGGAAGCCAAAAGAUUCUAUGUCAUUGACAAGAGCUGGCAAAAGAUCAUGGUUCGCGCCCACGACAACCCCAACGUGGUGGCCUGCUGCGUCGGGGAUGACAUGCUGAAGCAGCUACUGCCGUACCUGCAGGACCAGCUAGAGCUCUGUCAGAAGAGCCUGUCAGGGUACCUGGAGAAGAAGCGCCUCAUGUUCCCCCGCUUCUUCUUCGUGUCUGACCCAGCCUUGCUCGAAAUUCUGGGUCAGGCCUCAGACUCGCACACCAUCCAGGCUCACCUCAUGUCAAUCUUCGACAACACCAAGACCGUCCGCUUUCAUGAGCAGGACUACGACCGGAUCACCGCCAUCUCUUCGUGUGAAGGGGAGAUGGUUCAGCUUGAGAAGCCGGUGCGGGCAGAGGGCAGUGUUGAGGUGUGGCUCAUGAAGCUACUGGUCAUGUGUCAGCAGUCUGUCCACGGCAUCAUCCGCCAGGCGCACCACGUCAUCCAGGACCCUGACCUGAACGUCCUGCGCUUCUUGGAACAGUUCCCAGCACAGGUGGGCAUCCUGGGGCUGCAGAUGAUCUGGACGAGAGACUCGGAGGCCGCGCUGACGCAGUCUCGCGCUGACCGCCGGGUCAUGGCCGAGAUGAAUAAUCGUUUCCUGGAUCUUCUCAAUCUUCUUAUUAAUCAAACGACGCGUGACUUGGAACCUGUACAGAGGACCAAAUACGAAACGCUGAUCACUAUCCAUAUCCAUCAGAGGGACAUUUUUGACAGUCUGUGUCGAAGGAAUGUGCGGUCGGUGUCGGACUUCGAUUGGCUGCGUCAGUGCCGAAUCUACUUCCGCGAGGACAUGGACAAGACCAACAUCGUCCUCACCGACGUCACCUUCCACUACCAGAACGAGUUCGUGGGCUGCACCGAGCGCCUCGUCAUCACGCCCCUCACGGAUAGGUGUUACAUAACGCUGGCGCAGGCGCUGAGCAUGAGCAUGGGAGCGUGCCCCACCGGGCCAGCGGGCACUGGCAAAACUGAGACUACGAAGGACAUGGGCAAGACGCUUGGCAAGUAUGUCGUCGUCUUCAACUGCUCAGACCAGAUGGACUAUCGCGGUUUAGGCAGAAUCUAUAAAGGGCUUGCCCAGUCUGGGUCGUGGGGCUGCUUCGACGAGUUCAACCGCAUCGAGCUCCCGGUGCUGUCGGUGGCGGCGCAGCAGAUCGCGGUGGUCCACACGUGCAAGAAGGAGCGCCGCAAGACCUUCACCUUCACGGACGGUGACCUCAUUACCAUGAAUCCCGAGUUCGGAAUCUUCCUGACCAUGAAUCUGGGGUACCACGGCCGCCAAGAACUGCCAGAGAAUCUGAAGAUCCAGUUCCGAAACGUGGCGAUGAUGGUGCCAGAUCGUCAAAUUAUCAUAAGGGUCAAGUUGGCGUCUUGUGGUUUCCUGGAGAACAUCACUCUGGCCCGCAAGUUCUUCACGCUCUACAAGCUCUGCGAGGAGCAGCUUACUAAACAGGUCCACUACGACUUCGGGCUCCGCAACAUUCUGUCCGUCCUGCGAACCCUGGGCGCCGCGAAGAGGGCCAACGCCAAGGACUCGGAGUCAACCAUCGUCAUGCGGGUUCUCAGGGACAUGAAUCUCUCGAAGCUAGUCGACGAGGACGAGCCGCUCUUCAUGUCCCUCAUCGAUGACCUGUUCCCCAACAUGGCCCAAGAAAAAGGAUACAACAACCACCUCACCAGUAACAUCGCUGAGAUCGUGGUCGAACUCGGCCUUAUCCAACAUGCGCCCUGGCAACUGAAGCUCAUUCAGCUGUUCGAGACCCAGCGUGUCAGACACGGCAUGAUGACGCUCGGGCCCAGCGGAGCCGGGAAGACAACGUGCAUCCAGGUCCUCAUGAAGGCCCUCACAAAGAUGGGGCAGCCCCACAGGGAGAUGCGCAUGAACCCGAAGGCCAUCACGUCCGCGCAGAUGUUCGGGCGGUUGGACGUGGCCACCAACGACUGGACGGACGGCAUCUUCUCCACGCUCUGGAGGAAGACGCUUAAAGCGAAGAAAGGCGAGCAUAUCUGGCUAGUACUGGAUGGCCCCGUCGACGCCAUCUGGAUUGAGAAUCUCAACUCUGUGCUGGACGACAACAGGACGCUGACGCUGGCCAACGGAGACCGAAUCCCGAUGUCGCCCUGCUGCAAGGUCAUCUUUGAGCCGGCCAACAUUGACAACGCUUCUCCCGCGACGGUGUCCAGGAACGGGAUGGUGUACAUGAGUUCGUCUGGACUGGACUGGCAGCCCCUCCUGCAGGCGUGGUUAAGGACGCGUCCCCACUAUGAGCAACCAAUAAUCAGUGACCUCUUCGCAAAGAACUUUUUGUCGCUGUUCACGUGGUGCAAGCAAAACCUGCGGCUUUGCAUUCCCAUCCUGCAGGUUAAUGUUAUCACACAGCAGGCUGCAUGCUGUUACUUCCGCCUUCUGCAAUUGUCAGGAUACCUGCACUUUGUGCCUUUGGAUGCAAUGCACUUUGCUUUAGAGAUUGUUACUCACUGCACUCCCUGCGUAAUAACAUUGACAGAUAUAAACUUAGGUGAAAACAUACUGGUGUUGCACAUUCUGCACAGUAGAAAGCUGCACAUUGUUCACUGCCUCUCAGCUCCUGUGUCUAGCAAGGCAAGCAAACAAAUUAGAAUUGAUUUGUUGUACAUCCAUUCUCGAAGCAGUGUGUCGAAAACUGGCAAAUCAUACACCACGGCUCCAGCUCAGUGGUGUAAAAAGAUCUCGUGUGCAAUCUACAGCUGUGAUAUGAAAUAUCUCUGCUGCUGCCGGCCCUUCUUACAUCUGUAUCACAAGACUAAUAGGCGGAAGGACUGUGUGGGCGAGAGGACAUCCACACCCUCAUUCGUCCCGCAGCGUUUGCCUGCUGCCAUAACUCUCCUGGAGGGCCAGCUGCCAGAAGGAGAAGACGCAACUGACGACUGUCUCCCCCGUCGACGUGGUCGUUCUAGCGCAUGGGGAGGCGGCGCCCACGGAGGCCAUACCCCCGACGAGUCCUCCCACACGCAGACGCCCGUGGAAACGCCCAGAUCCUUGCCAGAGGAUGAGGCUCUUCCGGUGCUGCCCCUGCCUGAUGUCGCCAUGUUCUCACUUUCUCUCGCAGCACAACACUCCCACGCCAUCGGCGUGAGCGCUACGCGCGUCAUGGAAGGCCUGCUGCCGGAGGAGCAGCAGCAGCAGCAGAACAAGCGCCGAGAGCCCGACCCAGAUACGGAAGAGGUCCAGCCCACGCAUCAGGCCACGGUCCAGGAGCACAUUCAGCGCCUCUAUGUGUUUACAAUGAUGUGGAGCCUGGGCUGCUUCAUGGAGCUGGCUGACCGAGCCAAGAUGGAGCAUUACAUACGUGCUAAUUGCCAAGACCUUGACCUUCCACCCGAUGGGGGAGCAGAUGACUCCAUGUUCGACUACCGCGUGGACGAGAAUGGUUGGUGGCAACACUGGGGAACGCGGGUGUCAGAGUAUGUAUACCCAGACACUGGCACUCCGGAUUACAACUCCAUUCUUGUGCCAAAUGUGGACAAUGUACGAAUGGACUUCCUCAUCCACACGGUGGCGCAGCAAGGGAAGGGUGUACUGCUGAUAGGCGAGCCGGGGUCUGCCAAGACGGUCACCAUUAAUGCCUUUAUGAAAAAGUAUAACCCUGAGGAUCAUCUUUAUCGUAACUUCAACUUCUCGUCAGCCUCCACGCCUCUUUACUUCCAGCGCACUAUCGAGAGUUACAUCGACAAAAGGAUGGGCAGCACGUUCGGCCCUCCUGCCGGGAAGACCAUGACCGUGUUCAUCGAUGACCUCAACAUGCCGCACAUCAACGACUGGGGAGAUCAGCCAACAAAUGAAAUCGUGCGUCAGACUAUGGAAAUGGGGGGAUUCUACAGCCUUGAGAAACCUGGGGACUUUAUUCAUGUAGUUGACAUCCAGUUCCUGGCAGCUAUGGGUCAUCCGGGUGGCGGUCGCAACGACAUACCGGGGCGCCUGAAGCGCCACUUUUGCAUCUUUAACUCCACCAUCCCUUCGGAGAAUUCCAUUGAUAAGAUCUUCGGAGUUAUUGCCCGGGGCCACUUCAGCAGCAAGAGAGGCUUCAACCAGGAAGUCAGGGACAUGCUGGAGAGACUCAUCCCACUCACAAGGAAGCUGUGGGCGCACACUAAGUGUAAAUUGCUUCCGACGCCCGCAAAAUUCCACUACGUGUUCAACCUUCGAGAUCUAUCGCGCAUCUGGGAGGGAAUGCUGGGCGCAGCGCCCAAUGUGAUCACGUCUGGUGACGCCCUUUUGGCACUGUGGCGCCACGAAUGCUGCAGGGUAAUUUCUGACAGGUUCACCACGCCAAAGGACGUGACCUGGUUCGAGGAUGCGCUGGUGACUGUGGCAAAGGAGGAGUUGGGCCACCGCGCGACGGACGCCAUAACUCGCUCCGAAAACUUUGUGGACUUCCUCAGAGAUGCUCCCGAGCCAACAGGAGACGAAGGCGAAGACCUGGACAUGGAGAUGCCGAAGGUGUACGAGCCCAUCCCGUCCUUCACCGCCCUGGAGGAGCGCCUUCAGAUGUUCCUGGCUCAGUACAACGAGAUGGUUCGGGGCACCGGCAUGGACCUCGUGUUCUUUAAAGAUGCAAUGAUCCAUCUCACAAGGAUCUCCCGGAUCAUCCGAAAUCCGGGCGGCAACGCUCUCCUUGUGGGCGUGGGCGGGUCUGGCAAGCAGUCCCUCACCAAACUGGCCUCCUUUAUCGCCGGAUACAAGACCUUCCAGAUCACGCUCACCAGGUCAUAUAACACGGCUAACCUAUUGGAAGAUCUGAAAGUGUUGUACCGAACAUGUGGAAUUCAGGGGAAAGGUACGACCUUCAUCUUCACAGACCAGGAGGUGAAGGAGGAGGCUUUUCUGGAAUACCUAAACAACGUCUUGUCAUCAGGUAUGGUGAGCAACCUGUUCAACCGCGACGAGCAGGGCGAGAUCGUAAGCGAGCUGAUCCCCGUGAUGAAGCGCGAGCACCCGCGGCGGCCGCCCACGCCCGAGAACGUCAUGGACUACUUCCUCACCCGCACGCGCCACAACCUGCACGUCGUUCUCUGCUUCUCGCCGGUCGGUGAGAAGUUCAGGAACCGCGCCAUGAAGUUCCCGGGCCUGAUCAGUGGCUGCACCAUCGACUGGUUCCAGCCGUGGCCGAAGGAGGCGCUGGUGGCGGUGGCGUCGCACUUCCUCAAGGCCUAUGAGAUCAUUAGCACCAAAGAGGUCAAGACGAGCUUGGUCAAGGGCAUGGGAACCAUUCACGACAACGUGUCUCAGCUGUGCACCGAGUACUUCCAAAGGUACCGUCGAGCGGCGCAUGUGACGCCUAAGUCGUUCCUGUCGUUCAUUAGCAUCUACAAGAAGAUCUACAACUCGAAGCGCGAGGAGAUCGGCGAGUCUGCCAACAGGAUGACUUCCGGCCUCGACAAACUGCAGGAGGCUUCGGUGGCCGUCAAGAGACUUCGGGAGGAGCUGUGCGUCAUGGAGGACGAGCUGGCCGUCGCCUCGAAGAAAGCUGAGAAGAUCCUGGUGGAGGUGACCAAGCGAGCGGAGGAGGCGGAGGGCAUCAAGGAAGAGGUGGAGAAGGUUCGCGACAAGGCCCAGGCGCUCGUCGACGACAUCGCCACAGACAAGUCGCUCGCGGAGGAGAAGCUGGAGGCGGCGAGGCCGGCCCUGGAGGAGGCCGAGGCGGCGCUCAACACCAUCAAGCCAGCGCAUAUUGCGACGAUCCGGAAGCUGGGUCGGCCUCCGCACCUCAUCAUGCGCAUCAUGGACUGCGUCCUGCUGCUGUUCCAGCGUCACGUGCAGCCCGUCAAGCCGGACUCCGUGGCACCGUGCCCGAAGCCCUCUUGGCCCGACAGCCUGAAGAUGAUGGCCAGCACAACAUUCCUGCUGUCCCUCCAGAACUUCCCGAAGGACACCAUCAACGAUGAGGUGGUGGAACUCCUGGAGCCAUACUUCAAUAUGGAGGAUUACGACAUGGACACCGCUAACCGCGUGUGCGGCGACGUGGCCGGCCUGCUGUCUUGGACCCGAGCUAUGGCCGUCUUCUUCGGAGUCAACAAGGAAGUCCUGCCCCUGAAGGCGAACCUGGCGCUGCAGGAGGCGCGGCUGCGCGUCGCCAUGGGGGACCUGGAGCGGGCGCAGGCCGAGCUGGAUGACAAGCAGCGAGAGUUGGAUAUGGUGCGCGGGCAGUACCAGUGUGCUCUGGCGGAGAAGCAGAAGCUAAUCGACGCUGCAAAUGUGUGCCGCAGGAAGAUGCAGGCGGCGGCAACGCUGAUCAACGGCCUGGCCGGAGAGAAGGUGCGCUGGACGCAGCAGAGCAAAGCCCUGCGGCAGCAGCUGGGCCGGCUGGCAGGCGACGUCCUGGUGACCACCGCCUUCCUCUCGUAUGCGGGCCCCUUUAACCAGGAGUACCGCACGAAGAUGAUGAUCACGUGGUACAAGAUGAUGGACACCCGAAAGGUUCCCUAUACACAGGAACUCGACGUCACUACAUGGCUCGUAGAUAAUGCAACUGUUUCGGAGUGGAACCUCCAGGGACUUCCUAACGAUGAACUCAGCAUCCAGAACGGCUUGAUUGUGACCAAAGCAUCUUGUUAUCCAUUACUGAUUGACCCGCAAGGCCAGGGCAAGAUCUGGAUUAAGAACAGGGAAGCUAUGAACGAGCUGCAAAUCACAUCCCUCAACCACAAGUACUUCCGCACCCAUCUAGAGGACUCGCUCUCGCUCGGUCGCCCUUUGCUGAUCGAGGACGUGGAGGAAGAAUUAGAUCCUGUCCUGGACAAUCUCUUGGAAAGGAAUUUCAUCAAAUCAGGAUCCAUACUAAAGGUUGUAGUCGGGGAUAAAGAGUGCGACGUCAUGCCGGGAUUCAUGCUAUACAUGACCACAAAACUCUCCAACCCGGCCUACACGCCCGAGGUGUCGGCCAAGACCUCCAUUAUUGACUUCACCGUCACAGUGCAUGGCCUCGAGGACCAGCUUCUAGGUAGAGUCAUCAGGACCGAGAAGAGGGAGUUGGAAAACGAACGCGUUGCACUUAUCGAGGAGGUGAUGGAAAACAAACGUAAAAUAAAGGAACUCGAAGAUAACCUUCUGUACCGUCUCACUUCAGUCCAGGGCUCAUUGGUGGACGACGAGGACCUGAUCGUCGUGCUGCAGGAGACCAAGGCGACCGCCCAGGACGUGAGCACGAAGCUGCACAUCGCCUCGGAGACCGAACGUAAGAUCAACGGCGCUCGCGAGGAGUACCGUCCCGUGGCCACUCGCGGCUCCAUUCUGUACUUCCUCAUCACCGACAUGGCUGCCGUGUCGUGCAUGUAUCAGACCUCCCUCAGGCAGUUCCUCGUCCUCUUUGACAUGUCGAUGACAAGAUCAGAGAAGAGCAACAAUCCCAAGAACAGAAUCAUCAACAUCAUCAAAUUCCUGACUGCUCAGGUCUGGAGGAAUGCCUGCCGGGGAUUUUAUGAACGUCAUAAGCUGCUGUUCACUCUGCUGUUGGCCAUGAAGAUAGAUUUGCAGUCUGGCCAUAUCUCUCACGAUGAGUUCAUGAAGUUUAUCAAAGGAGGCGCGUCCCUCGACCUGAAAGCCGUCCAGCCAAAGCCAUUCCGCUGGAUCCUCGACAUCACGUGGCUCAACUUGGUCGAGCUCAGCAAGCUGGGUCAGUUCGCCAACAUCCUCGACCAGAUCGUCGAAAACGAGAAGGACUGGAAGGUUUGGUUUGAGAAGGAGAAACCGGAAGAGGAGGAACUGCCUUGCGGAUACUCUCGCAACCUCGACAUGUUCCGGCAGCUCCUUCUGAUCCGCUCGUGGUGUCCUGACCGCACCCUCUCGCAAGCACGGAGGUACAUUCGAAAUAAAUUAUCAGAUACAGCAUCUGACCUACUGGCUCAAGAAACGGUCGGAGGUUUGCAUCCCGCCCAGGCGCGUGAAGUUGCAAUUGUUGCUUUGAGGUUACCGCUGUGGCUGGGCACCACGAUGAUGUCACAUACGGAGCAUGGCUUGGUUACGCGGAAAUCAAUUUCCCAACCGCACCUAUACCCUAAGCGGAGCCUGUGGAAGAUGGCAGCAGCGUUCCUGGAGAGAGUGGUGUCUACAUCAGCUGAGUCUUUACCAGAGAUGUUUACUUGGCUAGAAACCCACAGUAAGGACCUUCUGGACUACUCCAACGUCCCUCAGUGGCCGCGGCUGCUGUACUCGACAGCCUUCCUGCACACGGUGGUGCUGGAGCGGAGGAAGUACGGGGCACUCGGCUGGAACAUUCCCUACGAGUUCAACCAAGCGGACUUUCAGGCUUCGGUGCAGUUUAUCCAGAACCAUCUGGAUGACAUGGAUCCUAAAAAGGGCGUAUCGUGGGUAACAGUGUGCUACAUGUUAGGAGAGAUACAGUAUGGAGGUCGAGUCACCGAGGAUUUCGACAAGAGGCUCCUACUCACGUUCCUGCACGUCUGGUUCAACGAGAGGCUUCUUGCUUCAGAUUUCAGAUUCUACCAGGGUUAUAACCUACCAAUGUGUAAGACGCAAGCAGAGUACCUGGAAUUCAUCAGCAUGUUGCCCGCCACCGACUCCCCGGAGGUAUUCGGCCUGCACCCCAACGCUGACAUCACGUACCAGAUCAACACUGCAAAGAGUAUCCUAGACACCAUCCUCAGCAUGCAGCCCAAAGAGGGAGGGCAGCGAGGCGGCGAGACGCGCGAGGUUGUGGUUUCUCAGCUUGCACACGAUAUGAUCAUGAAGCUGCCUGUUGACUACAUUCAGCAUGAGAUCAAGGAGGCUCUGCAAAGGAUGGGUGCCAUACUGCCCAUGAACAUCUUCCUUAGGCAGGAACUCGACCGCAUGCAGAAGGUUCUGAAGGUAGUAAGGCAAACUUUACACGACCUUCACCUUGCCAUCGAAGGCACCAUCAUCAUGAGUCCGUCUCUCAAGGAUAUGCUGGACGCCAUGUACGACGCGCGGGUGCCGGAAAGGUGGCGAAAGGUGUCGUGGGAGUCGAGCACCCUCGGCUUCUGGUUCACGGAGCUGAUCGAGCGCGACUGUCAGUUCCGCCGCUGGUAUUCGUACGGCCGUCCCAAGUCCUUCUGGAUCACAGGCUUCUUCAACCCGCAAGGAUUUCUGACUGCAAUGCGACAGGAAGUGACACGACAGCAUCGUGGUUGGUCCUUGGAUUGUGUCAUCCUACAGAACUUGGUGACACGUUUCAACCGCGAGGACAUCCACGACCCACCGCCUGAGGGCGUGUAUGUGUACGGACUUUUCCUAGAGGGCGCCUCAUGGGACCGCAAGCAGGGCAAACUAGCAGAAUCACGAGCAAAAGUACUGUACGAGCCCAUGCCAGUUGUUUACUUGUACGCUGUCAAUACUACCAGUGGUAAAGAUCCUACGCUGUACGAGUGCCCUAUCUACCGAAAACCUCUGCGCACAGAUUCCACCUACAUUGGUUCCAUUGACUUGGAAACCAUUGACUACCUGCCUUCCCACUGGACACUUCGCGGAGUCGCUCUUCUGUGUGACAUUAAGUAGAGUGUUUGCAGCACAACAGACCUGUGUCUUCCUAAAACCUCAGCCCCGAUUCAGGCCCCACCCUGCGUCUGCUCAUCUCUGUAUUGGCUGUUACGCAAAAACUGUACCUCUGUGUUUGCUCAUCAGAUUAUCUUAUCGAAACUCUACUUCG
Penaeus chinensis is the source of this 15847-nucleotide messenger RNA. RefSeq names its product dynein axonemal heavy chain 5-like. The transcript is spliced from 105 exons. Gene Ontology annotation, biological process: microtubule-based movement. Lineage: Eukaryota; Metazoa; Arthropoda; Malacostraca; Decapoda; Penaeidae. Gene Ontology annotation, cellular component: dynein complex. Gene Ontology annotation, molecular function: dynein intermediate chain binding; ATP binding; dynein light intermediate chain binding. The record is from RefSeq and is a predicted model, not a curated record. The coding region runs from base 1 to 15696 and encodes 5231 amino acids.